AUGGCCGCCUCUCCUACAGGAGGCCAAGUCACUGAAUAUCGUCAAGAACACAAGCGAUAUGGUCGCGUGGCAUUCCGACGCAAGCGGACCCCACUGGGACAGGCUCGGAGAGGAAUUUCCAAUUCCACGUUUCAAGGUGGCGGAGAGGGUUCAGAAGGGGAUGACCAGGCUGCUGCUGGGAAGGGAGGCUGGCAGGUCGUCGCGGUGUAUGGAGCUCUCUCCGACCUGUUGUCAGUUGCCAGCAAUAAGCUCAGUAUCAAAGCGUCUCACCUCUACAAUGGCAAGGGUGGUCUCAUCGAUGACAUCGCUCUCAUCCGAGAUGACGACGUACUGUACGUAUCCGAAGGCGAGCCCUUCAUAGACCCAGAGGGACAGCAGAAAAGCUCAGAGACCAAAUCAGGCACGUGCGCUGACUGGAUAACACUAAAUGUUGGAGGGCAGUAUUUCACCACCACACGGAGCACUUUAGUAAAUAAGGAGCCAGAGAGUAUGCUUGCUCACAUGUUCAGUGAUAAAGAUGCCUGGGGCAACAAGAGAGACCACCAGGGGGGCUUCCUCAUCGACCGCAGCCCCGAGUACUUCAUGCCGAUCCUGAACUACCUGCGGCACGGCCAGCUCAUCGUCAACAAGGGUCUCAACCUGCUGGGUGUCCUCGAGGAAGCCAAGUUCUUCGGAAUAGACUCGCUAAUCGAACAGUUGGAGUUGCUGAUUAAGAACUCCCUGCCUGCCGAGGACCAUUCCCCCAUCUCCCGGAAGGAGUUUGUCCGCUUCCUGCUGGCCACGCCCACCAAGUCGGAGCUGCGUUGCCAGGGUCUGAAUUUCCGCGGGACCGACCUGUCGCGGCUGGACCUCCGUUACAUCAACUUCAAGAUGGCCAAUCUGAGCAACUGUAACUUGAGUCACGCCAACCUCUGCAGCUCCAACCUGGAGCGGGCAGACCUGUCUGGCGCCACCCUCGACGGUGCCAACCUCCAGGGGGUGAAGAUGCUGUGCUGUAACGCCGAGGGGGCAUCGCUGAAGGGCUGCAACUUCGAAGACCCCGCAGGCCUGAAAGCCAACUUGGAGGGCGCAAACCUGAAGGGGGUGGACAUGGAGGGCAGCCAGAUGACGGGCAUCAACCUGCGGGUAGCCACCCUGAAGAACGCCACGCUGAAGAACUGCAACCUCCGAGGGGCAACGCUGGCCGGCACAGACCUGGAGCGGAGGAGCCAGUUCUCGAGAAGCCCCCUUGUUGCAGUGUCAAGUGUGGGGGAGGAAAGCUCACCAAAUGUUUGCAGGGUCUGCGGAGGAGAAGUCAGGUUCCUAAUUAUCCUCCGUGUCAACCUCUUCGGGGACACGAGAGGGCAAGUGGGGCUUCUAGCCCAGAGGUGGGGACGCUACGCCUUUCAGGGAAGGUUUAGUUCCAUUAUUCAACCCUGA
Chiloscyllium plagiosum (whitespotted bambooshark) is the source of this 1419-nucleotide messenger RNA. Lineage: Eukaryota; Metazoa; Chordata; Chondrichthyes; Orectolobiformes; Hemiscylliidae. The record is from RefSeq and is a predicted model, not a curated record.